CUGGGCUGGGGCGUCCGGGAAGCGGAAGGAGCCCGUCUAGGAAACCGCGGUGUGCGUGGUGCUGAGGCUGGCGCGAGAGGCUCAAUUUCAGGCGGCAGAGCUCAACUUCGCCGCCCGCGGGCUGCGUCGCGCUGCGGACGCUGGGCUCCGCUCCUUUCGCAGCUGGGAGGAGUUGAGGCUGCGAGUUGGCGAACUUCACUCACCUGUCGGAACCUGAAUCCGGACAGGGAGCUGGGCCUGGCGGCCACUCCGCCCAUCGCCUUCCCCGCGCCGGGACGCCACGGCCAGGCAGAAAGGUGUGGGGGCCGCUCCCCGAAACUCGAGACGCCUGGGCUCCGCGCCCCAGCUCCCUGCUCACCUCUUUCGCCCCCAGGCGCCCUCGGCUUGGCGUGCCCCGAAGGCCAGCUCGGGCAGACGCCAGGGCUGCGGAUUCGAGAAGCUCCGCCUCCUUCUGCCACUUAGAGCCACGGGGGCCCCCAGGAACUUUUCCGUUCGGUCUUAGGAGGCGAUCACUGCCGAGGUUUUCAGAACUUUGUAGGAAAGGGCCAGCCAAGGACCUCUGCCUCCAACCCACGCCUUGCCUGCCACCUGCCUGGGACACCCCCAGGCCGGGAGAUCCCGCUCCCCACCAUCCCCGGCAGCGACGCCCCAACUUUUCACGAGCGGUCUGCGCUCCCUGACUGUCACGCUCCUGUGCCAAGGGGCGCGCUGAUCUUCCGGGGGCCGGCAACGCUCUGUCCCUCGGCUCGCCCUCCUCCUCCCCCGAGCGAGCUUGGGGCUGGGUGAGCCCAGAUCUGCGGUGCACUUGAGCGUUCCCAGAGCUCCGAAUUCGCUCCCGCCCCGGAGCCGACCCUUCGAGGAGGGAUUGAGCCCUAGUGGUCCCGGCCUUUUACUCCGAAACUCGAGUCGCCCCCCCACCCCCCGUCUUUUCCCUCCGACCUCGGGUGCCGUCGCGGACCGGCCGGGAGAGCGGCCGGCGUAGCCCGUCGGGGGCUGCGCGCACCAUGGCCGGCUGCUGCUGCCUGUCCGCGGAGGAGAAGGAGUCGCAGCGCAUCAGCGCCGAGAUCGAGCGGCAGCUUCGCCGGGACAAGAAGGACGCGCGCCGCGAGCUCAAGCUGCUGUUGCUGGGAACUGGAGAAAGUGGCAAAAGCACCUUUAUCAAGCAAAUGAGAAUCAUCCAUGGGUCCGGUUACAGCGACGAAGACAGAAAGGGGUUCACGAAGCUAGUUUACCAAAACAUAUUCACCGCCAUGCAAGCCAUGAUCAGAGCCAUGGAUACCCUGAGGAUACAGUACGUGUGUGAACAGAAUAAGGAAAAUGCCCAGCUGAUCAGAGAAGUGGACGUAGACAAGGUCUCCGCUCUCUCCAGGGACCAGGUGGAGGCCAUCAAGCAGCUCUGGCAGGACCCGGGAAUCCAGGAAUGUUAUGACAGGAGGAGGGAAUACCAGCUGUCAGACUCUGCCAGAUAUUACCUGACUGACAUUGACCGGAUCGCCAUGCCAUCGUUCGUGCCAACGCAGCAAGACGUGCUUCGCGUCCGAGUGCCCACAACCGGCAUCAUUGAGUACCCAUUUGAUUUGGAAAACAUCAUCUUUCGGAUGGUGGAUGUUGGUGGCCAACGAUCUGAAAGACGGAAAUGGAUUCACUGCUUUGAGAGUGUCACCUCCAUUAUUUUUUUGGUUGCUCUGAGUGAAUACGACCAGGUCCUGGCUGAGUGUGACAAUGAGAACCGCAUGGAAGAAAGCAAAGCCUUAUUUAAAACCAUCAUCACCUACCCCUGGUUUCUGAACUCAUCGGUGAUUUUGUUUUUAAACAAGAAGGAUCUUUUGGAAGAGAAAAUCAUGUACUCUCAUCUAAUUAGCUAUUUUCCAGAAUACACCGGACCAAAGCAAGAUGUCAAAGCUGCCAGAGACUUUAUCCUGAAGCUCUAUCAAGAUCAGAAUCCUGACAAAGAGAAAGUCAUCUAUUCCCACUUCACAUGUGCUACAGACACAGAGAAUAUCCGCUUUGUGUUUGCUGCUGUGAAAGACACAAUUCUACAACUAAACCUGAGAGAAUUCAACCUAGUUUAAAAGCUGCUGCCCACUCCUCACCCAGGCCAGAAAACCGGAUUUGCAAGCUCCUCGUGUUUUUAUUUGUAAGUGCUUCUGACAUCACCCGGCCCAGCCCAGAGGUGGCACCAAGUCCAUCAUGCCGGCUACAGGGAUGGGGAUGGGUGAUGCAGCAGAGCUUGUAAGAUAUUUGAGUUUAGCAAAACUUUUUCAAAGUCUUUAUUCCCAAAUUGUUUUUACAUUUCUUUUCUUGACUUUAGACUGUAAGAUUUUUGUGUAAUUUUUGAAUUUGAUAUUUUAUAGAAUUUUUAAGAACCACUGUGAUUUACGAUUUUGUUUUUUUUAAUUGAAGUGUAUGUAAGAAUAGCCAUUAAAAAAAAAUCACAUAACAGAGGACUCAAUUUAUAGGUCAUGCUUUGAGACCUCUAGGAUUAUCCUUUUUUUACCUAAAUCUUGUAAUUGAGUGUUUUUCUCUCUUCAUGCUGAAGUAUGCCUUUAACAUGCAACCAGAGACUUUUUUUUAAAAACAGUUGGUUCUUCUUUAUGUUAACUUUCUAAGUCAAAUUAAUGACAGUAUCAGUACCUCUAAUUUAGUUUUGCCACAAUUUGAUCACUAUGGAACCAAAGUUGACAUAAGAAGAUAAAUGGGCUCUAGAUAGUAUAUAUGUUGUAUUGGUGAAAAAUGUGUGUGUGUGUGUGUAUAUAUAUAUAUAUAUAUAUAUGUGUG
Messenger RNA from Balaenoptera acutorostrata (minke whale), 2778 nucleotides. RefSeq names its product G protein subunit alpha 14 (gene GNA14). The record is from RefSeq and is a predicted model, not a curated record. Bases 1005 to 2072 code for a protein of 355 amino acids. Gene Ontology annotation, cellular component: heterotrimeric G-protein complex. Gene Ontology annotation, biological process: phospholipase C-activating dopamine receptor signaling pathway; adenylate cyclase-modulating G protein-coupled receptor signaling pathway; action potential. Gene Ontology annotation, molecular function: G protein-coupled receptor binding; GTPase activity; G-protein beta/gamma-subunit complex binding. Lineage: Eukaryota; Metazoa; Chordata; Mammalia; Artiodactyla; Balaenopteridae. The transcript is spliced from 7 exons.